AUUCACAAGCUUCCAUUUGGCCCUAGAGUCUUCACCUUUUCCCGUCCCGAACCCUUCAAUUCCAGUCAUGUAAGUGACUUUGGUCCAGCCUGGAACGACCCAAGGUUCCGAAGCGCGCAUCCCUCUCUAUGACGCCAGGAGCCCAGAAAGUCACCAUGGUCGCCUGCGGCUCUCUCUUUUCGCUGCUCUGCGUCCUGGCUUUGUUUCCGUUGAGCUAUGGCUCCGUGCAGGAAGGGGGUGUAUUCACGUACAAGCUUCGUCAUCAGCAUGCAGUUUCACCAGAUAAUCGGCCUACCACCUUCGGGUCUUACAAGCGGUGGCUGGAAAGGCAGACUCAGUCACGAGCAGCGGUUAUUCUGAAGCGCAUUCGAAAGGGAGCCAAGACCUCUGGAUCAAGAAAGCUUCAAGAAGGUGGUCAGGAAUCAACCCUUCCUAUCAAUGGAGGCGUUGAACAACUGGGGUCCUAUUAUGUUACACUGCAAUUGGGCUCACAGAAGGAACCACUGAACACCAUUAUUGACACUGGAAGCGAUCUACUGUGGGUCAGGUGCACCGGCUGCGCAAACUGCCCUCGGAAUACAAGAGCUCGUUCAUUCGAUGCUCAACAGUCAACAACUCGUCAGAGAGUAAAUUGUUCAGAGUGCAAACAGAUCAAUGAGACGACUUGCGCUGGACCGUAUAGGGCUGGCUGUGGAAUUGGUUGCACACGGUUGGGAGUUCGAGGUCGCUGCGUUGCUGGAUGCGGGCCAAAUGGCGCAAGUCGCUGCAAUUAUGCUGUCAUAUAUGGUGAUGGAAGCUACACUGGUGGAGUUGUUAUGCGAGACGUCUUAACUCUUUCAGGCCGCCCAACAGAGAUAUCAGCGCCUGUUGUUUUUGGUUGUGACUUCCAUGAGUCUCAGGGGCUUCUCAAAGAUCCCUUGAUUGGCCUGGUUGGCCUUGGCCAGAGCCCUCUUUCAAUCCCUUCACAGCUAGUGCGAGCAGGAAUUGUUCAAGGGAAUAUAUUAUCACAUUGUUUGGGCGGGGAGGAGGGGGGAGGUUUCAUAACCUUUGGCCCACCUCCUAUGGCUGACUCGAGCAUGCAGUUUGUGCCUAUGGGAAAUGACACUACGUGAACGGUGUCGAUUUGAGUAUUCCUGCUGGCACGUUUUCUGGAACCGGAGGUAUUAUUGACAGUGGUAGCACCGCCCUCACGCUGCCAGAAGCAGCGUACACUCCCCUCAGAGAGGCGGUGAUUCAAUCUGUUGAUGGCAAAGCUCAAAGGCUUUCUCAGGAAGAAAUCAAUCAGUUGGCUGGUGGGGAUGUUUCAUCUGUUUUGAAUCUGUGCUACAAUGUCUCUGCAAGUGAUACUACGACACUACAGUCUGUAUUCCCAACACUGGCGAUCGUGAUGGAUGGUGCCAACCUCGAUUUACCACCACAGAACUAUCUAUGGCUGUUUGACAAUUUGGUGUGCUUCUGUGUCUACGACUCUAAUAGUGUGGUGGGCCAGCCUAUCACCAUAAUUGGAGAUGUUGCUAUGCGCAACAAGUUGGUUGUGUAUGAUCGAGGGGCACGGAAGAUAGGAUUUCAAGCUCUUAGUUGUAGAAAUGCCUAAAUCAAAUUGAGACGUGCUUCAGGAUUUGUUUAGGAUUAUAAAGUAGCAGUCUUGUUUGUAGAUUGUCUUAAGCGUUUCUAUUGUACCAGUACAGAGUCUAGUGUGGAAUGUGUUA
Molecule: messenger RNA, 1709 nt
Organism: Closterium sp. NIES-67
Lineage: Eukaryota; Viridiplantae; Streptophyta; Zygnematophyceae; Desmidiales; Closteriaceae
Source: the annotation of a GenBank genome assembly